Ambispora leptoticha is the source of this 1086-nucleotide messenger RNA. Lineage: Eukaryota; Fungi; Glomeromycota; Glomeromycetes; Archaeosporales; Ambisporaceae. The record is from the annotation of a GenBank genome assembly.
AUGGAUAUCGUACAAUUGUUGAGUAAUCCAAUUUCGACGGGAAAUACUCUAAAAUCAAACUCAUCGUCGCCACCUUCAUCAGCUAACAAUAGACAAGAACAGAUGUAUUAUCAAUCAACAAAAUACAAUUAUAAUAAUCUUGCCAAUAGAAACAACCACAACAAUAAUAACACACCGCAAGAAUCAUUAUAUAAAGGAGAUAAUAAUUUACCGUCUAUCUCAUAUAAACUUGAAUCGACAAAUCAUCAGCAGCCAUAUCAUCAUCCCAAUUCGACGUAUCGUCAAAAUCAGACUCCUUUGUUAUCUCAGCAACCACCACCACCACAGCACCAUCAUCAUCCAAUUCCAAAUCAACAUCAACAUCUCAACGUUCCCGCACCACCAACUCACACACACUCGCAAACACCGAACCGUCGGUUAGCUCACAUUCUAUCAGAACAAAAAAGACGAGAAAAUAUUAAUUCUGGAUUUGAGGAAUUAAAAAAUAUCGUACCCACUUGUCGCGGUCAUGCCGAUUCAAAGGCUGUGAUUCUUAGAAAAGCUGUACGUUAUAUUCAGAAUCUAGAAUCCGAAGUUGAGAAAUUAAGGCAACAGAAUGGCAAUCUCUCACCUAAAACAGGGUCCAUUACAUCGGGUGAUUCUGACGCAUCGCCUGAUAUAUCUGCCAAAACAUUAUCAAAUGGCAUGAAUGCAGCUGCUGCUGGUAAUCUAGGUCGAAAUAGUUGUGCAAUGUCUACUUUUAAUGGAACAUCACCGGUUAACGUAGCAAAAAACAAGAUCUACACAAACGAGUCACCAACUCCUACUACUACUACACAUUUCUAUCAUCAGACGAAAAAAGCUUCAAUCGAACAUAAUUAUCAGAACGUGCCGGAUACCUGGCAUUCCUCGCGCGCUUCUUUACACACCCCUUCGCCAAUUUCAUCAGCGAUCAGUAGUGAUGAAGAGCCAAAUUAUAAAAACGAAGACAUUGAAUGGAAACGUUCAAUAUCACCGAUAAGUAAUCACGAUGAAGAUUAUACGAAAUCACGGCCACCGCCAACAUUUAAUGGAUACGAGCAAACUAACGCGAAGAUCACCGCGUGA